UGUCAUUGUCGAUAGUGUACAUAUUUUAGUUUGCUCUUUACAAUACAAUAAUUUUAGACCUUCAUAGUAAUAUUUUAUACAAAUGUCUGAGGAGAACGAAAAAACCUCUAUCGAAAAUGUGCCUCUUGAAAAACCUAUAAGCGAAAAUGUAGCUCCUCAAGAAGAAGAGCAAAUUCCUUCUGAAAAUAAACAAGUAGAAUCUGAUACCAAUGCUGAAGAAACGGAUCAAGAAAAUUCUCCACCAGCAGCAAUAAAUGAAGAAGGUGGAAGAGAAACUGAAAUUCAAAAGGCUGUAGAUGAAGAUACUAGUGAAACACCUGAAAUUCAAGAUUUAAAUGAAAAUGCUGAACAGAUAGAGAAAAAUUCUAAUAAGGAAUUGGAUCAGAAACGUGAAGAACAUAACGUAGAAGGUCCUCCAAGUGAUGAAAAUGCAGUUGAACCUCCGGAGGCUGCAGAAUCAGUGCCACCUGAAGGUGAGAUAGAAUCUAAAGGCCAAGUAUCUGAUCCUGAUGAUGAUUAUAUCAAACCUCCUGUUCAAGAGGAACAUAAUUCAGAUGUAAGCAACUUUUCUAAUCGAUUCGAUAUAGAAUCUACAACGGGUGAAGAGGUGGAACAAGAAACACACCCUCUGGAUGAGCUUACUGAUCAACAAGUUAUUGAUUUAGUUCAAGAAUUAGAAACUGAAAACAGGCACCUCCAAUUGGAAAAUAUUCUCUUUGAAACUUUUAUAAAUGAUAACGAUCCUUCGCUUAUGGAGGGUAUUGAUGAUAUAAUGAAUCUACUGCUAGGUAAGAAGCAGUCUCUAGAAUCAGGUGGAAUUCCAAGUAGAUCAAGUAUGCUAGCUAGUGAUCGAGCCAAAUACAGAUUAGACUCUUAUACUAGUAUAACAUCCAUAGCCGAGGGAAAAGGUCCAAAGAUUAAUUUAUCCCAGAAAACUGAUAUGGUAAUGAGAGCCAUGGAAGAAAACCAAAGUCGCUUAGAAGCCUUUAUGAAGAAAUGCCAUAUUAUAAAAAGAAACUUAAAGGCUGAAUUAGAGGAGUUUAGUAUCAGAGAAGCUGAAAUCAAGGAAGCAACUGAUAUUUUUGAAUUCAAUGUAGUAACUCAAGGACUGGAUAAGUUAACGCAGCGAAUACCAGCAGAAAAAUUUAUAAGAUACAUGGAGGAAUGGCUUAAAAGUGCUCAGUUGCAAAUCGAAAAGUUAAGGCUGAGAAUCGCAACUCUAAAAGUGCAAUACAAAAAAGUCUCUCAGCAGCUAAUUCAGCGACAAGAGCUAGGAGAGAACGUACAUGCUGUGGAUUUCGAUCAGUUGGAAAUUGAAAAUAAGCAUUUUAUACAAAAAAUUGAACAAAAAAAUAUACAUCUUAUCGAACUUAAAAAGAUGAACGGUGGAGCAAACUUGGUUCUUAGCAUCCAUAAAAAGUUCCUUCAAAGACAACAAGAUGAUUGCAAUAAGCUUCAAAGUGAGAUUUCAGAAAAAAAUAGACAAAUCGAAGAGACCGAGAAAGAAGUCGAUGUCGGGAAGCAAGAAUUAGAAGCUGAAAUUGAGAAAUUUGAAAAUUGUAAAAAUUUAAAGAGCAAAUAUACAGUGCCGGAUGUUAUGGAGUACGUAAGGCUUAAGGCCAAACUACACGACUUACGGAAAAAUAUUAAAAUUUGGACGAGGCGCAGAAAAAUCCAGGAUAUUGCAUUGAACACAUGCUUGAGGGAAAUGAAAAAUUUAACAGGGAGAACAGAUAUUGAUCUGUCCUGGUUUGAGGAUCCAGAUGAGGGUAUGGAUGACAGUUCUCUUUUAGAUGAAUUAAUUUAAAAUAAAUUAAAUCUAAUGAAGAAUUUGUUUUUUAUUAAUUUGUAGUCUAAGAAGAGAAUUGACUAUUAAAGGUUUGAAAGCUUAUAAGAAUAUAUAGUUAGAUAGA
Molecule: messenger RNA, 1913 nt
Organism: Anthonomus grandis grandis
Lineage: Eukaryota; Metazoa; Arthropoda; Insecta; Coleoptera; Curculionidae
Product: coiled-coil domain-containing protein 113
Exons: 3
Coding region: 83-1807 (574 amino acids)
Biological process (GO): cilium assembly
Cellular component (GO): axoneme; ciliary basal body
Source: RefSeq, a predicted model, not a curated record